CUCCCUGACUCACUGCGUCAAGAACCUUCGCCUCUUCUCUGAAGUCUUCUCUCAAAUUACUUUAGAAAAAAAAAAAAAAAUUGUAAGUAACACAUUUGAGGAAGAAUAUGCUAUUCCGAUUAGGGAUAUUCUUAUCCCUGCUAUCGUUAUUCCUAAUUAGGUCGGAAUCGGCUGUUUCAAGCAUAGAUCUAGGUUCAGAAUGGCUAAAAGUGGCCGUCGUGAAUCUGAAACCUGGCCAAAGUCCGAUCACCAUAGCCAUCAACGAGAUGUCCAAGCGGAAAUCCCCAGCCUUGGUCGCAUUCCAAUCGGAGACUCGCUUGCUCGGUGAAGAAGCCGCCGGGAUCGUUGCUCGUUAUCCCGACAAAGUGUUCUCCAAUCUUCGAGACAUGAUUGGGAAGCCCUAUCAAGACGUCAAGCGCUCCGCCGAUUCAAUGUACCUUCCGUUUGAUGUAGUUGAAGAUUCUAGAGGCGCUGCCAAGAUUCGAGUUUCGAGCGAUGUUAGUUACUCCGUUGAGGAGUUGUUAGGGAUGAUUUUGAAGUACGCGUCGAAUUUGGCGGAGUUUCAUUCUAAAGUGACGGUUAAAGAUGCGGUGAUUUCGGUGCCGCCGUAUUUCGGACAGGCGGAGAGGAAAGGGUUGUUGAAGGCGGCGGAAAUGGCCGGAAUAAACGUCAUUUCGCUGAUAAACGAGCAUUCGGGGGCGGCAUUACAGUAUGGGAUCGAUAAAGAUUUCUCGAAUGAGUCGAGGCAUGUGAUUUUGUAUGAUAUGGGUUCGAGUAGUACUUAUGCAGCUCUUGUUUUUUAUUCUGCUUAUAAUUCUAAGGAGUUCGGGAAAACUGUUUCUGUCAACCAAUUUCAGGUGAAGGAUGUUAGAUGGGACUCAGAACUAGGAGGACAGAACAUGGAAUUACGGCUGGUGGAGUAUUUUGCAGAUGAGUUCAAUAAACAAGUUGGAAAUGGGGUCGAUGUGAGGAAGCAUCCCAAGGCAAUGGCUAAGUUGAAGAAACAGGUUAAGCGUACAAAAGAAAUUUUAAGUGCAAAUACAGCAGCUCCAAUAUCUGUUGAAUCCCUCUAUGAUGAUCGGGAUUUCAGGAGCACCAUAACUCGUGAGAAGUUUGAAGAGCUCUGUGCAGAUCUUUGGGAUAAAUCUCUUGUACCUGUAAAAGAAGUGCUUAAGCAUUCAGGUCUUAAAGCUGAUGACAUAUAUGCUGUUGAGCUGAUUGGAGGUGCUACUAGAGUUCCAAAGUUGCAGGCUACGCUUCAGGAAUAUUUUGGAAGGAAAGAUCUAGACAAACAUCUCGAUGCUGAUGAAGCUAUCGUUCUUGGUUCUGCACUACAUGCUGCAAAUUUAAGUGAUGGAAUUAAGUUGAAUCGUAAGCUGGGGAUGGUUGAUGGUUCCUCCUAUGGUUUUGUUGUUGAAUUAGAUGGGGCUGAUCUCUCAAAAGAUGAGGCGACCAGGCUUUUACUUGUUCCAAGGAUGAAAAAACUUCCCAGCAAGAUUUUCAAGUCCAUUAAUCACGGUAAAGAUUUUGAAGUAUCACUUGCCUAUGAUCGUGAAGAUCUUUUACCUCCAAGGAUUACCUCUCCUGUAUUUGCUCACUAUGCGGUGUCUGGUUUAACAGAUACAGCUGAGAAGUACUCAUCAAGGAAUUUGUCUGCUCCCAUCAAAACAAACUUGCAUUUCUCUCUUAGUAGAAGUGGAAUUCUUUCUUUGGAUCAAGCAGAUGCUGUUAUCCAAAUAACAGAAUGGAUAGAAGUUCCUAAAAAGAAUUUGACUGUAGAGAACACAACCAGUGCUUCCCCCAAUGCUUCUGUUGACAAUGGUGCUAACAGCACUUCUGAAGAAAGUAACAGUAACUCGGAGUCAGAUGGCGGAGUUAGUAAUGGGUCUAACAGUACUGUUGAAGAACCAAGCACAACGGAUCUUGGUACAGAAAGAAAACUAAAGAAGCGGACCUUCAAAAUUCCACUGAAGAUAGUGGAGAAAACAACAGGACCUGGAAUGCCUCUUUCAAAAGAAUCUUUGGCUGAAGCUAAACGUAGAUUGGAAGCAUUGGACAAGAAGGAUGCAGAGCGAAGAAGAACUGCAGAGUUAAAAAAUAACCUUGAAGAAUAUAUAUAUGCUACGAAAGAGAAGCUUGAAACAUCUGAAGACUUUGAAAAAGUAUCUUCAAAUGAUGAACGCCAAUCUGUUAUCAAAAAGCUUGAUGAGGUUCAAGAAUGGUUGUAUACUGAUGGUGAAGAUGCGAGUGCCUCGGAGUUUCAAGAUCGUCUAAAUUCAUUAAAAGCAACAGCUGAUCCAAUAUUUUUCCGAUUUAAGGAGUUGACUGCACGGCCAGAAGCGGUAGAAGUUGCUCGACAAUAUCUCUCUGACUUGAAACAGACUAUUCGUGGGUGGGAGACAGAAAAACCCUGGCUGCCAAAAGACAGAAUAGACGAGUUGUCAACCAGUAUGGACAAGUUGAAGACUUGGUUGGAUGAGAAGGAGGCAGAGCAAAAGAAGACGUCUGGAUACAGCACACCUGUUUUCACAUCUGAAGAAGUAUACGAGAAGGUGUUCAAUUUGCAAGACAAGGCUGCAAGUAUCAAGAGAAUUCCCAAGCCAAAACCUAAAGUCGAGAAGCCCGUAAAGAAUGAAACUGAGACCAAAUCAGAGAACACAACCAGUUCUGAGAAGGAUACCUCUGAAAAUGACAAACCCGCGGGGGACUCAGAUAGCUCGACCAACGAAAAAGUAAAAGGAGGAUCCGAGCCCCACGACGAGUUAUAAUCUGUUUUUAACACAACAAGCAAAGACUCUUUUGAACUAAAUUAUCAGCCUUUCAGUAACUAGAGAUUGAGGGUAGCAUCCAAGUGGUUGAAAGGCAGUUUUGCUGAUGGGUUUUCGGUUCCCUCCAUCGGCAACGGUGAUAGGCAAAGGAGCAUUUCUUGGUAGUCUAUCUAAACGAUGUUAGGGAAUUUUGGUAUAGAAAUGAACUACCACUACAAUUUUAUUAAAAAAAAAAAUCGAACGAAUCGAUAGAUAGAUAAAUAGAUCGAUGGUAGAAUGUGAUGCCUGAACCAAUCUUCUUUGGAAUUAAGUUAAAAAGUUGUUAUGCAUUUGGGUGCGAAAUGGUUACUCUAUGGAGUUAAUUGACACUCCACACUCCCCUUUUUGAUAUUACAUAUUUUGCUACGUUGGACUA
Molecule: messenger RNA, 3183 nt
Organism: Gossypium raimondii (Peruvian cotton)
Lineage: Eukaryota; Viridiplantae; Streptophyta; Magnoliopsida; Malvales; Malvaceae
Product: heat shock 70 kDa protein 17
Exons: 14
Coding region: 108-2768 (886 amino acids)
Biological process (GO): endoplasmic reticulum unfolded protein response; cellular response to hypoxia; negative regulation of hypoxia-induced intrinsic apoptotic signaling pathway
Cellular component (GO): endoplasmic reticulum chaperone complex
Molecular function (GO): ATP-dependent protein folding chaperone; ATP binding
Source: RefSeq, a predicted model, not a curated record